AUGCAACUCCUAGAAAUUAGCGUUUUGGCUCAAUUUGCCAUCUCGGCGAGCGCUCUUGCUGUCUCAGAGUCCCCGAUCAGCCUAAUCAAGGCUCGCGCUACCCCGGUUGCUUCUACCACGGCAUAUUUGCCUGAACCCUCGCCUUCCCCUAUUGGAUAUCAUUCAUGCUCCGGGUACUGGACGUGGUCGCCAAGUGAAUGGGCGAACUUGUGGAAGGGUGACGCCGCUCCCUUGGGCACCUGUGUUGAUAACAACCCUAACAAUAGUGAUGGUACGGACAUUCAUGUCAGCAAGGGCUGUAUUGUGAUUAAUGAUUCACCACGCUGCCAGAGCUCGGAUGAACCCUACAACGUGUCGGAUGAUGAUACUACGCGUCACGUUAGCUCCGCUGUCAUCUAUGCCAAGUUUGACGGUGACAAUUCUCGUCCCGAAGUGACUCCUGGUUGCAAGCUCCAGCCGACGUGGCCUGGCGCCUGGACUGAUCUGGAAUUCACCGAUAACUGUCUCACGGAUCCCACUGGAGUGUGGAGUGAGUGUUGUACGGACGACACGGUCAAUACUGAGUCUGUCAUCAACCCAUAUUUCCACGGGCUUAGCGUCGGGGCUUUCUGA
Messenger RNA from Penicillium samsonianum, 612 nucleotides. RefSeq lists its product as uncharacterized. The transcript has 3 exons. Lineage: Eukaryota; Fungi; Ascomycota; Eurotiomycetes; Eurotiales; Aspergillaceae. The record is from RefSeq and is a predicted model, not a curated record. The coding region runs from base 1 to 612 and encodes 203 amino acids.